CCCCUGCUGCCCGCGCCGCUGCCGCCGCCGGCUGCCCUGGGCAAGAUGAUGAAGUUUCGGUUCCGCCGCCAGGGCCACGACCCCCAGCGGGAGAAGACCAAGCAAGACCUCUUCGCCUUCAACAAGACCGUGGAGCAUGGCUUCCCCAACCAGCCCAGCUCCUUGGCCUUCGACCCCAAGCUGCGGAUUAUGGCCAUUGGGACCAAAUCGGGAGCGGUGAAAAUAUACGGUGCUCCUGGCGUGGAGUUCACAGGGCUACACAAGGAGACCGCCACGGUCACCCAGAUGCACUUCCUACCUGGACAGGGCCGGCUGCUGUCGCUUCUAGAUGACAACACCCUGCACCUGUGGGAGAUCUACCAGAAAGACGGCUGCUCUCACCUGGAAGAGACGCGCAGUUUCAUCCUCCCCGGACGUCCAGGGUUCGACAACGCUAACUCUCCGCCCAGCAUUACCCGGGUGACGGUGAUCCUGCUGCAGCCCACCUGCGCCACGGCUUGCCUCGGCACGGAAGGGGGCGGCGUCUACUUCCUUGAACUCCCGGGCUUGACGCUGCUGGAGGAUAGGACCCUCUACCAAGAUGAGGUCCUGCAGAGUGUCCCAGAAGACUACCGGUGUGGGAAGGCUCUUGGCCCCGUGGAAUCUCUCCAGGAACACCCUCGGGACCCUUCCCAAAUACUCAUCGGUUACAGCAGAGGCCUGAUGGUUCUGUGGGACAAAUGCUCGAGGGAAGUCAACCACCUCUUCCUAGGCAACCAGCAGCUGGAGAGCCUCGGCUGGGAGCGAAGUGGCCGGACGAUCGUCAGCUCCCACAGCGACGGAGGCUAUGCGGUGUGGCCGGUGGAGAGCGGCUUCCCCAAGACUCUGCAGCCGGCCACCUCCACAAUCCCUUACGGUCCUUUCCCGUGCAAAGCGAUCAACAAGAUCAUGUGGCAGACGUCUGAAUUGGGGGGACACUACAUCAUCUUCAGUGGCGGGAUGCCCCGGGCCAGUUACGGGGACAGGCACUGCGUCACGGUCCUCCAAGGGCAGACCUUGAUAACCCUGGACUUCACGUCGCGCGUGAUCGACUUCUUCACCGUGUACAACACAGAGGUAGAGGAGGAAUUCGACAAUCCCGCUGCCUUGGUGGUUCUGGUGGAAGAAGAGCUGGUGGCGAUUGAUCUGCAGACGCCGGGCUGGCCCACCAUUCCUGCCCCCUACCUGGCCCCACUCCAUUCCUCCGCCAUCACCUGCUCCUACCACAUCUCCAACAUCCCCCUCAAGCUCUGGGAGAGGAUCAUCAGCGCGGGAGAGCAGCAGAGCCCUCGGCUCUCCUCAGUGAACUGGCCCAUCAACGGAGGGCGAAACCUCGCCCAGGAGCCGACGCAGAGGGGGCUUCUGCUGACUGGCCACGAAGACGGCACGGUGCGGUUCUGGGACGCGUCGGGUGUGUCGCUCAGGCCACUGUACAAGGUGGGCACGGCCGGGAUUUUCCAGACGGACUGCGAACACAACGACAGCUUGAGUCAGUCGUGCGAAGAGGAAUGGCCGCCUUUCCGGAAGGUUGGCUGCUUUGAUCCAUACAGCGACGACCCCAGACUGGGAAUCCAGAAGAUCGCUCUGUGCAAAUACACGGCUAAGAUGGUGGUGGCCGGCACAGCCGGGCAGGUGCUGGUGAUGGAGCUCGCCGACGAGCGGUCGGAGCACACGCUCAACGUAGCCAUGCUGGACCUCCUCCAGGACCGCGAGGGCUUCACCUGGAAGGGCCACGACCGGCUGGCCCCCAAGAACGGCGCCCUCCCCUUCGCCCCCGGCUUCCAGCCCAGCGUCCUGGUGCAGUGCAUGCCCCCCGCCGCCGUCACGGCCGUCACGCUGCACUCGGAGUGGAACCUGGUGGCCUUUGGCACCAGCCACGGCUUCGGCCUCUACGAUUACUACAGGAGGAACCCUGUGCUGGCCAGGUGCACGUUGCAUCCCAACGACUCCCUGGCCAUGGAGGGUCCCCUCUCCCGCGUGAAGUCCCUCAAGAAGUCCCUCCGCCAGUCCUUCCGCAGGAUCCGCAAGAGCCGGGUGUCGGGCAAGAAGAGGGUCAACAUCAGUAGCCCCUCGAGCAAGGUGCAGGAGGCAAAUGCCCAGCUGGCUGAACAGCCUGGCCCCCACGACCUCGAAAUGACCCCCGUCCAGCGGCGAAUUGAGCCCCGGUCAGCAGAUGACUCCCUGUCAGGGGUCGUGCGCUGCCUCUACUUCGCUGACACUUUCCUCCGAGACGCUGCGCAUCACGGGCCCACCAUGUGGGCCGGCACGAACUCCGGCUCGGUGUUUGCCUACGCCCUGGAGGUCCCUUCGCAGGAGAAGUUUUCGGAGCGCUCCGUAGAGGCGGUCCUGGGCAAGGAGAUCCAGCUCAUGCACAGAGCACCGGUGGUGUCGAUCGCCGUCCUAGACGGCCGGGGGAACCCGCUGCCGGAGCCGUACGAAGUCUCCCGGGACCUGGCCAAAGCCCCUGACAUGCAGGGCAGCCAUUCGGUACUCAUAGCCUCAGAAGAACAGUUCAAGGUGUUCACGCUGCCCAAAGUGAGUGCCAAAACCAAGUUCAAGCUGACGGCCCACGAAGGCUGCCGGGUGCGCAAGGUGGGACUGGUGACCUUUGCCAGCGCGGCGUGCGAGGACUACGUGGAGAACGGCCUGGCCUGCCUCACCAACCUGGGGGACAUCCACGUCUUCACGGUCCCAGGUCUGCGGCCGCAGGUGCACUACGACUGCAUCCGGAAGGAGGACAUCAGCGGCAUCGCCUCUUGCGUUUUCACCAAACACGGGCAAGGCUUCUACCUGAUCUCUCCGUCAGAGUUUGAGCGAUUUUCCCUGAGCACCAGAAAUAUCACGGAGCCGUUGGGCGUACUGGACACGAGUCGUGUCCCUGACGCCACCUGUCUCGGGAACAGCUUCACAGCAACGCCAAAACUCAACCAGGCGAACGGAACGCACGUCCUGCAAGGCUCGGAGGGCAGCCGUUCCCUCACAAGCAACGACCGCUCCCCGGAUGACCACCAGGCCUCCUUCUCCCCAACGCCUGUCGACUCGCCCAACAACAGCAUUGACACCCCUCUGGAUACCACUGGAGACAUCACUGCCGAGGAAGUAAAAGACUACUUGGCGCCCUCGGAGGAAGCGGAGAGAAACCUGAGGAACAUAAACGAAGAUGAGGGUCGGUCUGCAGGGAUUCUAAUUAAAUGAGGGACAUCACCUCGUCUAGUCGGCGGACUCCGGCACUUGGAACCCCACGGACAAUACUGGUUCUGUAGCUGAUGGUUGGCCAGAUUUCCUCCUCCUCCUCCCAGAGACCUUCUCCUACAUGUGUUUUUUUUUUUUACAAAGUGUCAUAAUGUUUUUCUAACACACGGCCUGAAAACAAACACCUGGGGUGGGUGGGGGUGUCUCCAAGCUGGGCUCCCCUCCCACACACCAUCUCUUCCUCGGUACCUCUUCAAGUUUGCAUCCAUAUUUUUUUUUUUAAAGACAAACAGCGUGCCAACUUCCGACAGGACCAAGCUGUGUCUACGCUUCUUCCUUUGCACAAAAACACUAAAACCCUUAAUCUUUUUUUUUUUUUUUUUAAGCAAAACCAGACACAAACUGUACGUGGGAGGGAGCUACACAGAGCGUCGAGUUCUCCCCAUGACUGAAGCGGCGUUCUUUUGGCCAGGCGUCACAUUUUGGGGAUGGGGAGGGGACCUGUUUUAUAUACAGAUGAUGGAGAAGUGUUUGGCUGCCUGGUACGUGGGGCGACUCCCCGGAACCUCUUUGAACUGGCCGGCAGAGUCUUUCUCACGUCACCGGAUUCUGUUCGCUCUUUGCGAGGAUGUUUACAUACUUUCAGAUUCUCCUCCGGCCUUCUGAACUGC
This is a messenger RNA of Elgaria multicarinata webbii, 3881 nucleotides long. It is a transcript of the gene LLGL1, whose product is annotated as LLGL scribble cell polarity complex component 1. Lineage: Eukaryota; Metazoa; Chordata; Lepidosauria; Squamata; Anguidae. Gene Ontology annotation, molecular function: GTPase activator activity; myosin II binding. The record is from RefSeq and is a predicted model, not a curated record. Gene Ontology annotation, biological process: regulation of establishment or maintenance of cell polarity; regulation of protein secretion; cortical actin cytoskeleton organization. The coding region runs from base 46 to 3213 and encodes 1055 amino acids. Gene Ontology annotation, cellular component: cortical actin cytoskeleton; plasma membrane; cytoplasm. The transcript has 23 exons.